AUCUUUGAUGAGGGCAGAGCUCACGUUGCAUUGAAGACGAAACCUCGGGGAGGUCUGGAGCUGUCUUUCCUUCCCUCCCUACGCGGCGGCUCCUCCACUCUUGCUACCUGCGGGGAUCAGCGGACAGCAUCCUCUGGAGAGGCAAGGCUCCUUAACUACGUACCACUGACUUGCUGGCCCAGGCGCCCAGCAACCCCUAACCACUACCAUGGCCGAAGACGCAGACAUGCGCAAUGAGCUGGAGGAGAUGCAGAGGCGGGCUGACCAGCUGGCUGAUGAGUCCCUGGAAAGCACCCGCCGCAUGCUGCAGUUGGUUGAAGAGAGUAAAGAUGCUGGCAUCAGGACUUUGGUUAUGUUGGAUGAGCAAGGCGAACAACUCGAUCGUGUCGAAGAAGGCAUGAACCAUAUCAACCAAGACAUGAAGGAGGCCGAGAAAAAUUUAAAAGAUUUAGGCAAAUGCUGUGGCCUUUUCAUAUGUCCUUGUAACAAGCUUAAAUCCAGUGAUGCUUACAAAAAAGCCUGGGGCAAUAAUCAGGAUGGAGUAGUGGCCAGCCAGCCUGCCCGUGUGGUGGAUGAACGGGAGCAGAUGGCCAUCAGUGGUGGCUUCAUCCGCAGGGUAACAAAUGAUGCCCGGGAAAAUGAAAUGGAUGAGAAUCUGGAGCAGGUGAGCGGCAUCAUCGGGAACCUCCGUCAUAUGGCCCUGGACAUGGGCAACGAGAUUGACACCCAGAAUCGCCAGAUCGACAGGAUCAUGGAGAAGGCUGAUUCCAACAAAACCAGAAUUGAUGAAGCCAACCAACGUGCAACGAAGAUGCUGGGAAGUGGUUAAAUUUGCCCUUCUGCUGUGCUCUCCUCCAAAUGUUGUUGGACAAGAGAGCUCCUUUAUGCUUCUCUCGUGGUAUUACCUAGUAGGUCUUGCACACACACACACACACACACACACACACACACACACACACACACACACAUGAGUCAGUCACCCCCAUUGUAAAUGUCCUGUGUGGUAUGUCAGCUUCCCAAUGAUACCAUGUGUCUUUUGUUUCCUCUGGCUCUCUUUCUUUCCAAAGGUUGUACAUAGUGGUCAUCUGGUGGCUCUAAUUCUUAACUUAAGAUGUCUUGGGUCUCAUUUCUUUCUUUUUUUUCUCUCUCAGUGGUGUUUGCUGAAUGACAACAAUUUAGGAAUGCUCAAUGUGCUGUUGAUUUUCUCAAUACACAGUAUUGUUCUUGUAAAACUGUGACAUUCCACAGAGCUACUGCCAUGGUCCUUUCUUAGGCUGUCAGGCUCUGAAUCUCUCCAAAUGUGCUGUCUUUGGUUCCUCAUGGCUAUUCUUUGUCUUUAUGAUUUCAUAAUUAGACAAUGUGAAAUUACAUAACAGGCAUUGCACUAAAAGUGAUGUGAUUUAUGCAUUUAUGCAUGAGAACUAAAUAGACUUUUAGAAUCCUACUUAAACAAAAACUUUCCAUGACAGUAGCAUACUGACAAGAAAACACACACAACAGCAACAAUAACAAAGUAACAACUACGCAUGCUCAGUAUUGGAACACUGUCAAGAUUAAGUCAUACCAGCAAAACCUGCAGCUGUGUCACCUCCUUUCUGUCAACAUACAGACUUACUGAUCAUAAUCAUCCCUCUUUCUUUGUUUUCACACACACAGACACACACACACACACACACACACCACUACACAGACACACACACACACACAAAAUGGAUUUAACACACCAUUAAUCAUUUCUAGCAAAAUAUAUGUUUGGCUGAAGCUAUGUGAAACGGAUGUAAUAUAGGGUUUGUCGAAUGCUUUUGAAAGCUAUGUUUUGGAGACAAUACUCUUGCUAUGUGGAAAACGUGAAGAUCUUCUAAGUCUGGCUCUUGUUGGUCACCAUUUCCUUGUGGUUUGUCAUCAGUACAAUUCUUUGUUGCUUAAUCUAGAGCUAUGCACACCAAAUUGCUGAGAUGUUUAGUAGCUGAUAAAGAAACCUUUAAAAAUUAUAUAAAUGAAUGAAAUAUAGAUAAACUGUGAGAUAAAUAUCAUUACAGCAUGUAUAUUAAAUCCCUCCUGUCUCCUCUGUUGGUUUGUGAAGUGAUUUGACAUUUUGUAGCUAGUUUAAAGUUAUUAAAAAUUAUAGAUCCCA
Arvicanthis niloticus (Nile rat) is the source of this 2134-nucleotide messenger RNA. RefSeq names its product synaptosome associated protein 25 (gene Snap25). Gene Ontology annotation, biological process: exocytosis; synaptic vesicle priming; synaptic vesicle fusion to presynaptic active zone membrane. The record is from RefSeq and is a predicted model, not a curated record. Gene Ontology annotation, cellular component: synaptobrevin 2-SNAP-25-syntaxin-1a-complexin I complex; plasma membrane. NCBI's taxonomy places the organism in Eukaryota, Metazoa, Chordata, Mammalia, Rodentia, Muridae. Gene Ontology annotation, molecular function: voltage-gated potassium channel activity; SNAP receptor activity; syntaxin-1 binding.